Hansenula anomala is the source of this 1167-nucleotide messenger RNA. RefSeq names its product diacylglycerol cholinephosphotransferase (gene CPT1). Lineage: Eukaryota; Fungi; Ascomycota; Saccharomycetes; Phaffomycetales; Wickerhamomycetaceae. Gene Ontology annotation, cellular component: membrane. Bases 1 to 1167 code for a protein of 388 amino acids. Gene Ontology annotation, molecular function: phosphotransferase activity, for other substituted phosphate groups. The record is from RefSeq and is a predicted model, not a curated record. Gene Ontology annotation, biological process: phospholipid biosynthetic process. The transcript has 4 exons.
AUGGGUUUCUUUAUUCCUCAUUCCACCUUGAAGAAUUUGAAAGAAUACAAGUACCAAGGAGAAGAUAGAUCAAUUGUGUCAAGGUAUCUUUUGAAACCAUUUUGGUACAAGUUUGUUCAGAUCUUUCCACUAUGGAUGGCCCCAAAUGUUGUGACACUUUUGGGAUUCUGCUUCAUUUUGGUCAAUCUACUUACUGUCUUUUAUUUUGAUCCAUACUUGUUAAGUGAUCAACCUAGAUGGACUUAUUUCUCUUAUGCUUUUGGUUUAUUUAUGUAUCAAACUUUUGAUGCCUGUGAUGGUACCCAUGCCCGUCGUACUGGACAAAGCGGGCCUUUGGGUGAGCUAUUUGAUCAUUGUGUGGAUGCAGUGAACACUACUUUAUCCGUCAUUAUUUUCUCGUCAGUUGCAGGGUUUGGUUACUCAUGGCUCUUGAUUGCAUCUCAAUUUGGCACUUUAGCCAACUUCUAUUUGAGUACUUGGGAAGAAUAUCACACUCAUAAGUUAUUCUUAUCUGAAUUCUCAGGUCCAGUGGAAGGGAUUUUAUCAGUUGUUGGGUUAUUUACAAUUACAGGAAUCUUUGGACCACAAAUAUGGCAAACUGAGUUUUUCGAAGCAAAUCUAUCCUUUUUAGGUUUAGAUUCUGAUUUUAAAUUCACAUUCACCACUGCUUAUAUUAUUUUUGGUGUCAUCGGGUUAUAUUUCAAUAUUGAAAGCGCUAGAAGAAAUGUUCAAGACCAUUAUAAAAAUGAUUCCAAGAGUUAUUUUAAAGCUUUGAAAGGGUUAUCCCCAUUUUUCAUCUAUUAUGCUACUGUUUUCGCUUGGUUAAAAUACAACCCUAUAAUUAUUGAAAAAUAUUGUCUUCCUUUUGUCUUGACAGUUGGUUUAACAUUGGCAUUUAGUGUUGGUAGAAUCAUCAUUGGUCAUUUAACUUUACAAAAAUUUCCACUUUUAACACCAUCCAUUUUCAUCCCACUUGCGGAAUUUUUGAUCUUCAAAUUGUUAACUCUUAUGGGUUAUAGUUCAGAUUCAAUUACUGGAGAUUUAAUAUGGACUGGAUUUGGCUUAAGUCUUGGGUUUUAUUCUCUGUUUGUUUUAGAGAUCAUUUAUGAAAUCACAACAUACUUAGAUAUUUAUGCAUUGAGCAUAAAACAUCCAAAAAGUUCUUGA